This is a messenger RNA of Colletotrichum abscissum, 651 nucleotides long. Its product is annotated as rhodanese-like domain-containing protein. The transcript has 2 exons. NCBI's taxonomy places the organism in Eukaryota, Fungi, Ascomycota, Sordariomycetes, Glomerellales, Glomerellaceae. Gene Ontology annotation, molecular function: thiosulfate-cyanide sulfurtransferase activity. The coding region runs from base 1 to 651 and encodes 216 amino acids. The record is from RefSeq and is a predicted model, not a curated record. Gene Ontology annotation, cellular component: mitochondrion.
AUGGCUUCCACAAGGAGCGUAUGCGCCAACGCCCUCCGGGCAAGCAGCCAGCUCGCCCGCGCCCCGACAGCGGCGGCCACGACGAGACGGUCCUUUGCCGCCGCGGCGACGUCGACUCUCUCCGCCCGCGUCGUUCCGGGGAAGACUUCGACUCCUCUGCGCUCGAGAGCUGCUGCUGCAGUGACGACCAACCCGCAUGCGACAACGGCACGCUUCUUCUCCUCGGAGAAGGAGAGGGUGGAGGACGACUACCACCAGAUCUCGGCGAACGGGAGCAAGAUCUGGGACUUUGAGCAGAUGGCGGAGCUGGCAAAGGAUCCCGGCAACGUCGUCAUCGUCGAUGCCCGCGAACCACACGAACUAGUAGAAACAGGCCGCAUUCCCACCGCGCUCAAUAUUCCCGUCGCCACGGCGCCCGAGAGCUUCCUCAUCGCCGACGAGGACUUUGAGGACCGGUACGGGUACCCGCGCCCGAGCAAGGACACGGAGCUGGUGUUCUACUGCAAGGCCGGCGUGCGGAGCCGGGCGCUGGCGACGCUGGCGAGGGAUGCUGGGUGGUCCAAGGUCGGGGAGUACCCCGGGAGCUGGUUGGACUGGACAAAGAAGGGGGGAGAGGUUGAGAAGGGCGGAAAGCAGAUUGGGCAGGAUUGA